AUGGAAAACUAGAAAGUAGAAACAGAAAACUGGAGAGAAAAACUGAAAAAUAAAAACAGAAAAUUAGAGAACGAAAAACAGAAGUAGAAAACAAGAAAAUAUCUCUGUUAGUAAACGGGCCCUUAGUAUUCCAUCUACCCCGGGGCCUAUUUCUCAGAUUUUUAGAAACUGGUGGUUAAAAGCAGGUAGUAGAAGUUUGAUUGAUCUUUUUAAGCAUAAUCUUUCAGGGAUAAUAAGGGCAUAUCUGGCAGCUAUAUACUAAUCAGGUAUGGGGGGAGGGUGGUCAUAUUCCAUCGCCUGAUAAUAUUAUUCUACAGAUAAAAUCUUAUACUUAGAAUUGGGUGGUUAGCUUUCCAAAAUUAAAGAUUCGAUCCAUAGGUGCUAUCCUCCUAUAUGAGGAACGCCUGAUUCCCAAGAACUAUACUAUUGGUUCAAAAUUUCAGAUUAUUCGGUGGAGAAAGCCCAAAUCUGCAAAUAAACUGAAUAUUGACGCUCGGUACUUAUCUGGUAGUGCUUCAGGCGGAGCAAUCAUGCGAGAUUCCAGAGGCGACUUGUUGGGAGCCAUUGCCUACCCCCUACAACAUUCAUCGCCGGUGGAAGUUGAACUUCAAGCCAUUCUUUAUGCUCUUCGAUGGGCGGUAGAUGAGGGUUUUGUUGCUUUUCAAGUGGAAUCUGACUGCUCACUUGCGUUGGAUUAUCUCUCAGGUAAAGAAACGAGGAAAUGGACGAAGCUGAUUCAGGAAAUUUCUCUUGUGAAGAUUAGGAAAGGCUUGGUCUUCAAACAUACCUACAGGGAAGGAAAUUGGGCUGCACAUUAUCUAGCAGCCCAUCGGACAUCACAAUUGACUUAUUUUGACAACCCAGCCCAACUACCUACCUUUGUUAGACGUGCCUAUCUCAUGGAUUUCUUUGGUAUUCCAUCUUUUAGAUUUUAAUUUUAUCAACGUGAUGUACUUAAUUGGGUCAGGUCUAGUCCCCCCCCCCCAAUUUUUGGUUUCAUGUUUGUUUGUUCUGUUUUUUUGAAGAGGUAUGCCUCUUCUGAGAAAUUUUGGUCUGGUCCCCCUCUCGUUUGUACUUC
Cuscuta europaea is the source of this 1078-nucleotide messenger RNA. The record is from the annotation of a GenBank genome assembly. Lineage: Eukaryota; Viridiplantae; Streptophyta; Magnoliopsida; Solanales; Convolvulaceae.